This is a messenger RNA of Aaosphaeria arxii CBS 175.79, 1315 nucleotides long. RefSeq names its product isoflavone reductase family protein-like protein CipA. The record is from RefSeq and is a predicted model, not a curated record. The coding region runs from base 377 to 1285 and encodes 302 amino acids. Lineage: Eukaryota; Fungi; Ascomycota; Dothideomycetes; Pleosporales. Gene Ontology annotation, molecular function: oxidoreductase activity. The transcript is spliced from 3 exons.
AAUCAACAAUUGCAUGCGAUCUUAUAUAACAUAUAUCUGAUUUGAUUCCGAAGAGUACUGUUUCCGGUUACACGUUGAAGAUAGUGUGUCGAUUGAUUUCGAAGCCUGGCAUUACGACCGCACCUCACACCUAACACGAUGGCUAUGGCGUGCGAAGUUGCUAAGCAGCCCCCUCUUAGCUGGGGGUUCUUCAUUUGAAGUAUGGCCGAAAUGGGGACGAGGAAAAGCAUCAUGAAUAUAUAAAUCAAGUGCUGUCUCGGACAGGCUAACAUUCACUCCAUCACAUCAUCCAACAUUCUACCAACCCAACAGCAUCUCUCCAUAAACAAAACACCUCGUUUCUCAAUCCAUCCACAACUCCACAACUCCCACAACAAUGUCUGAAAUCAAGAACGUUAUCAUCAUCGGUGCCGGUGGCAACCUCGGUCCCUCCAUCUUGAACGCAUUCCUAGCUUCAUCCGCCUUCAACACCACAGUCCUAUCACGUGAGGACUCCAAAUCGACAUUCCCUGCCAACGUCAAGGUCAUCCGAGCCGACUACACAUCCUCGGAAUCUCUCACUAGCGCAUUCAAGGGUCAAGAUGCCGUCGUCUCUCUCGUUGGCGGUAUGGCACUCGGAGACCAGAAGAACUUCAUCGACGCCGCCAUCGCAGCCGGCGUGCAGCGUUUCUUGCCAUCCGAGUACGGUGUCGACACUGCGAACCCGCAAACACUAGAGAUUGCACCCAUCAUGGGAGCAAAGAAUGCUACCGUCGAGUACCUCAGGAGCAAGGAGGAUCAGAUUAGCUGGACCAGCAUCCAGACCGGUGCGUUCUUCGAUUGGGGUCUCAUGGUCGGUUUCUUGGGCUUUGACGCAGCGAGCAAGACCGCAACUUUCAUCGACGAGGGCAAGGGUGCCUUCACCACGACAAACCUCUCCCAGGUCGGAGAAGCCGUUGUCAAGGUCCUAUCCAAGCCAUCCGAGACCAAGAACCAAUAUGUCCGCGUGUCUUCCUUCGCUACCUCGCAGGCCGAGCUCCUCCCAGCGAUCGAGAAGGCCACCGGCGGAGAGAAGUGGACCGUCAAGAACAUUUCCAGCGAGGAACUCCGCAAGCGAGGCAACGAGAGAUUGGCGAAGCAGGACUUCGGUGGCAUCGGUGACUUGAUCCAGGUGUGCGCUUUCAGCAAGGCGAACUUGGGCGACUUGCGCGCUCCUGGUCUGUGGAACGACAAGCUCGGUCUUUCCAAGGCGGAUUUCGAGGCGUCGGUUCAGACUGGUAUUAGCGGAAAGCUUGUUGGUCAGUAGUUUUGAUAGCUGCCGAGUAAUAAACAAGUA